Arachis duranensis is the source of this 1611-nucleotide messenger RNA. Its product is annotated as probable aquaporin NIP5-1. Bases 512 to 1435 code for a protein of 307 amino acids. The transcript is spliced from 3 exons. Gene Ontology annotation, cellular component: membrane. Gene Ontology annotation, molecular function: channel activity. Gene Ontology annotation, biological process: transmembrane transport. The record is from RefSeq and is a predicted model, not a curated record. NCBI's taxonomy places the organism in Eukaryota, Viridiplantae, Streptophyta, Magnoliopsida, Fabales, Fabaceae.
CUCCAUCUCCCUCACUCGUCGUUGACCAACUACUUUACAUUUCCCCAUUUGUUAAGCCACCUUUAGCUCUCUCCUCCACCUUGUUCACUACCUUUUUCUCUGAUUUUCCAUUUUCUCAAACUUCAAAAUUGGAUCACAGCCACCACCACAAGUUUUCCCUUGAUUCCAUUAUUCCAAUCUUAACAACACCAAAUUCAUAUCAUCUAUGUCUCUUGUUCCAUUUUCUACAUAGAAUCAUCAUCUCUUUGUAAUCGCCAACCUGGGUCCCUUCUCCCCUUCUAUUCCUUAGCAAAAAUCUUAAUAAAAACCAACCAAUUAUGUAAUAUUUUCCUCUUUCUACCUUAACAUCUCCAAAAAAACCCCCAAAAAUUACUUUUUUAUCCCCAAAUUUGAAAAAUCAUGUAGUGUUUAAUCCUUAGGUGUAUCACUAUCCACUAUUCUAUCCAAUCCUUAUCAUUUUUAUCAGUUAAGUCUUUCUUUAUUACCUUGUAUUGAAAAGAAAAAAAAAAGAAUGCCGGAAUCGGAGACCGGGACGCCAACAGCGGCGUCUAUGCCGGCGACGCCGGAUACUCCGGGAGGGCCGCUGUUCACGUCGCUUCGAGUGGACUCGCUGACACACGAACCGUCGUUUACAAUGGCGGGAAGGUGCGGCACGUGUUUGCCAGCUGCCAUGAGUAAGAGCCAUAGUUGCAUCGCUGAUUUCACUGUUGGUGUUCCAAUGCCAAAUGUGUCUCUCGCUCAAAAGGUUGGAGCAGAGUUUGUUGGAACAUUCAUACUGAUAUUUGCAGCAACAGCAGGGCCCAUUGUGAACAACAAGUACAACGGAGCAGAGACUCUAAUGGGCAACGCAGCAUGCGCCGGCCUCACCGUCAUGUUCAUAAUCCUCUCCAUUGGCCACAUCUCCGGCGCCCACCUAAAUCCAUCCCUCACCAUCGCCUUCGCCGCGUUUCGCCACUUCCCAUGGACUCAUGUCCCUGCCUACAUUGCCGCACAAGUCUCUGCCUCCAUUUGCGCCUGCUUUGCUCUCAAGGGCGUUUACCACCCUUACCUCUCCGGCGGCGUCACCGUGCCUUCUAACAUCACUGUUGGCCAGGCCUUUGCCACUGAAUUCAUCAUCACUUUCAUUCUCAUGUUUGUUGUAACUGCCGUUGCCACUGAUACUCGUGCUGUUGGAGAGUUGGCUGGUAUAGCUGUUGGUGCCACUGUUUUGCUCAACAUUCUCAUUUCAGGGCCAACAAGCGGCGGUUCCAUGAAUCCGGUUCGAACGUUGGGUCCAGCGGUAGCGGCAGGGAAUUACAAACACAUAUGGCUGUACUUGGUGGCGCCAACACUGGGUGCCCUUGCAGGCGCCGGCGUUUAUACGCUGGUUAAGCUGCAGGAAAGCGAUGCUCAGCCGCCGCGACAGACUAGGAGCUUCCGUGACAGGGCAGGCUAGCCUAUCAAUCACAUAUACACAUGCUGCUACCUCCCCCUCCCUUUUUGUUUCAUAUUAUUAGGACCACAUAUAUAUUAAAUAAAUAAAAUGUGUGGGGGGAUCCUUGGUUAAUUAUGCUAUGUUUAGUUAUGUGAAAUUAAGUGUGUAUGGUGUGCAUCUCAGAUCCAUGGAAAAAA